Molecule: messenger RNA, 1602 nt
Organism: Prunus mume (Japanese apricot)
Lineage: Eukaryota; Viridiplantae; Streptophyta; Magnoliopsida; Rosales; Rosaceae
Product: ethylene-responsive transcription factor RAP2-12
Biological process (GO): ethylene-activated signaling pathway; regulation of DNA-templated transcription
Molecular function (GO): DNA-binding transcription factor activity; DNA binding
Source: RefSeq, a predicted model, not a curated record
AACAAAAGCAUGUCUCUUUUAACUCGCUUCGUUUCCAAAACACAAAACCAGUCGUAUACAUUUUAGUCUGAAAAUUCCCAGCUUUUCGAUUUUCCGACACCUUUUCCAGCUGCAAAGUCCUCUGAGAAACAGCAAAAAUGUGCGGAGGUGCUAUAAUAUCCGAUUUCAUAGCGCCGACUCGGUCCCGGCUCACCGCCGACUACCUCUGGCCCGAUCUCAAAAAACCCAGUUCGGGAAAGCGGUUCUCGAAGCCUCUCAGGCCCGAAAUCGUUGACUUAGGCGAUGACUUCGAGGCUGAUUUCCAGGAAUUCAAGGACGAGUCUGAUGUGGAUGAAGAUGAUGAAAUGGUUGAGGCCAAGCCCUCUGCUUUCUCUGCUGGAAAGCCCUCUUCUGCUCGUGGCUCUACAACGGUGAAAUCAGUGGAGUUCAAUGGGCAGGCUGAGAAAUCUGCAAAGAGAAAGAGGAAGAACCAGUACAGGGGAAUUCGCCAGCGCCCAUGGGGUAAGUGGGCUGCAGAGAUCCGAGAUCCAAGGAAAGGGGUCCGGGUUUGGCUUGGAACUUUCAACACUGCAGAAGAAGCUGCAAGGGCUUAUGAUUCCGAGGCACGUAGAAUUCGUGGCAAGAAAGCCAAGGUUAAUUUCCCUGAUGAAACCCCACGAUCUUCUGCAAAGCGUUCUGUCAAGGCAAAUCCUCAGAAAAUGCAACCCAAGACAAACAUGAAUGCCAUUCAGCCUAAUCUGAACCAGAAUAUCAAUUUUGUGAAUGACCCAAAUCAGGACUACUACAAUGCUAUGGGUUUUCUGGAUGAAAAGCCACCAACUAAUAACUUUGGGUUUAUGUCCACCUUCCCUGCCAAUGAUGUUGCGCUGAAAUCCUCUAAUCCAUCCGAUGCUGUCCCCCUGUAUUUCAGCUCUGAUCAGGGAAGCAAUUCUUUUGAUUGUUCUGACUUUGGCUGGGGAGAACAAGGUUCAAAGACUCCAGAAAUAUCAUCUGUCCUUUCAUCUGUUAUGGAAGAAAGUGAUGACUCACUGUUUCUGGAGGAUGCUAACCCAACGAAGAAACUGAGGUCUAACCCAGAGGAUCUGGUGCCUGUUCAAGAUAAUGCAGGAAAGACACUGACUGAUGAGCUCUCAGCUUUUGAGAUGAAGUACUUUCAGACGCCAUAUCUUGAUGGGAGCUGGGAUGCUUCAGUGGACGCCUUCCUCACCGCAGAUGCAACUCAGGAUGGUGGCAACUCAGUGGACCUUUGGUGCUUCGAUGACCUGGUUGGGGGAGGUUUCUGAGCGAACUUUUCCCCAUCCAUUCUAUUUUAUGUAAAUAAAGCUACAUGAUGGUUUUCUCUGGGUUUGGAGUGCAAGCUGUUGAACAUGCAUAAGGCUUGUAUGGGGAGUACUUUAAGCCGUAGCAAUGGUCUAUGGAGAGCAUAUAGGUAUUAGGUUUACUUUCGCCUCCAAAGACUUAGAAUUUGGGUUGCUGAACUUGAUGUUUGUAUUCAUGACAUUGUGUGAGUGAGCUAUGAUGGAUGAUACUGAAACCUGGUAAUUGUGAACUUCCGUUAAAUUUAUUCAGGUCUUUCUUUUUAUAAGAGGCCAUCAAAUUUUG